Molecule: messenger RNA, 1302 nt
Organism: Neohortaea acidophila
Lineage: Eukaryota; Fungi; Ascomycota; Dothideomycetes; Mycosphaerellales; Teratosphaeriaceae
Product: CrcB-like protein-domain-containing protein
Exons: 1
Coding region: 1-1302 (433 amino acids)
Biological process (GO): fluoride transmembrane transport
Cellular component (GO): membrane
Molecular function (GO): fluoride transmembrane transporter activity
Source: RefSeq, a predicted model, not a curated record
AUGCAAGAGAGAGAGGAUGCGUUGGCUGAAGAAGAGGCUGGUCUAGAUGAGCUCGCAGCACCGGCGCCAGACGAUAACCCCAAUGAGGACGACUACUAUCAACAUGAGAGCCUAGAGUCCGCUCGUCAUCGUGCUGACGUCUCACCGAUCAAAGGAGAGCGGCAAACAAAAUCUCGACUCGAGAGCAGCCUCACGCAAGUCUACAUCGUCAGCUAUCUCAUCUUCUUCUCCAUCUUUGGCGUUCUCGCGCGUAUUGGUCUACAGGCUCUUACUAUCUAUCCUGGCGCUCUUGUGGCCAACACAGACCUGUGGGCCAAUGUUGGCGGCAGCUUCAUUAUGGGGGUACUUCGCGAAGACCGCCUGUUGUUCCGCCGUCACUGGAGAGAGCAUGUUCAGAACGCGCAGAAGAACGCAGGUUCCAGCCCUGCAAACAGCCAUCGCGGCUUGGACACCAGCGACACACCUGAUCAGGAGAAUAUCAUGGACGCGGCACGCAAAUCCUUUACUUCCGCAAGAACGGGGAUUCCAGCUUACGUUGGUUUGAGCGUGGGGUUUUGCGGCUCCUUCACAUCAUUUGCUUCGAUCUGUCGGGACGGUUUCCUGGCCAUUGCAAACGACAUCAACACUGCCCCAAUCUCAACAAAACAGGCUGGAGUCGAGUUCAGGACGCGACCAAGCGGGGACAGCGUCAUGGCCCUCCUCGCCGUCAUAAUCUUAGAAGUCGGCUUGAGCAUUGUAGCGCUCACUUGCGGGGCGCACUCUGCGACAUUCCUCGCACGUCCGGCGGAGAAAGUCCCCGUAUUGAAUCUCAGCCGGAUGCUGAAUCCUCUCAUCGUCGUGUUGGCAUUCGGUUGCUGGCUUGGGGCGACCCUAAUGACGAUUUUUCCCACUCACGACGUCUGGAGGGGGCGCGUUCUUUUCAGCAUAGUCUUUGCACCACUUGGCACCCUUUCACGAUUCCAAAUCUCAGUCCAUCUGAACAAAUUGGUGAAGAGCUUUCCCCUCGGAACCUUUGCCGCCAAUGUCCUUGGGUGUUGUGUGAUGGGCAUGAGCUACGAUCUACAGAUGUCUUCGGCCGGAUCUGCCAUUCUCAGCUGCCAAAUUCUACAAGGAAUUAUCGACGGCUUUUGCGGUGCGCUGACGACGGUGAGCACGUGGGUCCUCGAGCUGGACACCCUGAGGUUAGAGCAUGGGUAUUUCUAUGGAGCUUGCAGCAUCUUCGCCGGUGUUGGCUGUUUCACCGUGGUGAUGGGUUCUGUAAAGUGGACGACUGGCUUUGUUGCUCCAACAUGUAGUGUUUGA